UAAUAUUUAACAAAUAAAUUCUCAGAUAUCCCUCAAGUUAUUUGAAAUAUAAAUUGAGUUGUAUGUGCACAUUUUGAGACAAAGUAAAAAGAAGUUUUGGUGUAAUAUUGUUAAACUUAACCGUAGUAGAUUUUGAUCCAGCAAUUUUUUCAGUCAGAUAUGUUUUCUAAACCAGAUGACCAAAUUUUAAAAAAACCUCCAAGAUGUUUGGUUCAUUUAUGGGAAUUUUUACUUGAAAUGUUAAUGGAUGAUUCGUUUACAUCGAUAAUUGAAUGGACAGACGAAAAAAACGGCGAGUUCAAAAUAAAAAAUUGCGAAGUUAUUGCAAAGAAAUGGGGCAAACGAAAACAGAAGUAUAACAUGAACUACGACAAAUUGAGCAGAUCGUUGCGAUAUUAUUAUAAAAAAGAUAUCAUUCAAAAGGUCAGUGGACGUAGAUUUGUUUAUAAAUUUAUUCAAAAUUCUGAAAUGAGAAGAGCAGUUGAAACAAUCAAAACGAGUAUGAUGCGUCAAGGUCGAAGGAAUGUAUCUGUUGGUCCAUUCCCAAGUCACCAAAUAUCAACGGAAAAAACAACUACAUUCAAACAAAACAGAUCCGAUAUCAAUGAAAAUAGCUUCUACCAGUCUUCUCCGUCAUCCCAACAGUCAUCUGAAUCCUAUCAGUCAUCUUCACCUUCUCCGCCGCUCAAUGAACCAGAGGUGCUUUUCAAUACUGAUAAAAAGCUGAAUUUUUUUGAAACACCCAACAGUCUAUUUUUUAGCAAUAAUUACAUCAAAAAUAAUUAUAGUGAAGAGAAAAAUAGCCUUUUUAAUAUUAGUAUUGCUUCAGAUAUUGAACAUAAAUUGCAUGCAGCUUCAUAUGAAAAUGAAAAACAGCUAUUAGAUUACAGCAAUACUUCAACUAUAAAUGCAAGUUCGCACAAUAAAGGUUUUUGUCCAGUUAAUAAAUCUGACAACCAUAUGUUAAAUAAAAGAGAUGUUUUAUCAGAACAGUUUAGAUUUCAGGACCAGAUUAUGAAAGACUAUAACAAAUGGCGUCAAAAAAAUGCUUCAAAAAGUAUAACAUACAAUGAUACAAAUUCUUUGGAAGACAGUUUUUAUAACGAGAACAGAAAUAAUUGUUCUUGUUUAUUACCAAAACAUUCUGUUCAAACAAAUCAACAUUUUCAAUACAAUAUAGAAAAAAAUCCAUUUUUUGAAAAAUAUGAUAUGCAAAAACCUAUUGAAAAUGCAGAUGAAUUCCAAUUUAACACACGUUCAAAAAUUUAUGUACCUCAAUCAAUCAGCUCUUCAAUUGUUAAGCCUUCAGUAAUAAGAUUAAGCGAGGUUUUAGAAUCGCUAAAUGACGCUCAACUUGAAUUUGACCAAAACAAAAAAUAUAGUUCUACCGAAAUAAAUAAAACGAAUCAACACUUUUUUACUUACCCUGUGAUAAAUCGUUUGUUGCAAUCAAAAAAUGUAAACGCUCAAUCUAGUCCAUCGCCUUGCGUUACGCCUGGCAUUUCUGCACACCAACUUCCUCCUGGAUAUGUUCUUCGCAAAUAUGUUCCUCUGAUUGACGCCUCAACUCAAACAACACAUGUAUUUGAAGAGUACGCAACCUCUUUUAUUACAUCUAGAAAAUAAUU
Hydra vulgaris (swiftwater hydra) is the source of this 1628-nucleotide messenger RNA. RefSeq lists its product as uncharacterized. Lineage: Eukaryota; Metazoa; Cnidaria; Hydrozoa; Anthoathecata; Hydridae. Gene Ontology annotation, cellular component: nucleus. Gene Ontology annotation, biological process: regulation of transcription by RNA polymerase II; cell differentiation. The record is from RefSeq and is a predicted model, not a curated record. Gene Ontology annotation, molecular function: DNA-binding transcription factor activity, RNA polymerase II-specific; sequence-specific DNA binding.